GUCAUCUUCCCACCAGAUGGUCGAGUGAGCACUUCAGCGGACAACUGAGCGAAACGAUUAGUUUGGAAGAGUUUAAACUGGUGGACAUAUUUACUGAAGCUGAAGCCAUGUUUGUGGAGUGUUCGCGGACGUCAGUUUAAGGAUGGAGUCUUCGUGUCUGGACCUGGCUCUGGAAGGCGAGCGGCUCUGUAAGGCGGGCGACUAUCGUGCCGGUGUGUCCUUCUUUGAGUCUGCCAUCCAGGUUGGAACAGAGGACCUCCAGAUCCUUAGUGCCAUCUACAGCCAGCUGGGCAAUGCCUACUUUCACCUACAGGAGUACAACAAAGCCCUGGAGUACCAUCGCCAUGACCUCACACUUACACGAACCAUUGGAGAUGAACCUGGUGAGGCAAAAGCCAGUGGCAACCUUGGGAACACAUUAAAGCUUUUAGGACGGUAUGAUGAAGCAGUGGUUUGUUCCCAAAGACAUUUGGAUAUCACCAGAGCCAUGUAUGACAAGGUUGGGCAGGCUCGAGCGCUGUAUAAUUUCGGGAACGUUUACCACGCCAAGGGCAAGAGCAUCUGCUGGACUGGAGCGGAGCCAGGAGAGUUCCCAGAGGAGGCCAAGAUAGCACUGAGGAAAGCGUCGCAGUACUACGAAGCAAACCUGUGCCUGGUGAAGGACUUGGGCGAUCAGGCGGCCCAAGGUCGUACUCAUGGCAACCUUGGCAACACGUACUAUCUUCUGGGCGACUUUGACAAAGCUGCAGCUGCACACGAAAAGCGGCUGCUCAUCGCUAAAGAGUUUGGGGAUAAGUCUGCUGAGAGGAGGGCCCACUGUAACCUUGGCAAUGCUCACAUAUUCCUCAGCCAGUUCGAAGUGGCGGCGGGUCAUUACAAGAGGACUCUGCAGCUGGCCAGGCUUUUGAAGGACAAAGCUGUGGAGGCCCAGGCCUGUUACAGUCUGGGCAACACAUACACACUACUGCAGGACUACGAGAGAGCCAUUGAUUACCACCUCAAACAUCUGGUCAUUGCUCAGGACCUCAAUGACAGAGUCGGUGAAGGACGAGCAUACUGGAGUCUAGGAAAUGCCCACACCGCCCUGGGGAAUCACCAGCAAGCCAUGUACUUUGCUGAGAAACAUCUGGAAAUUGCCAGAGAGACUGGAGACAAGAGCGGCGAAGUGACAGCCAGGAUGAACUUGUCGGACCUACGGAUGGUCGUAGGCCUGAAGUCCAACAUUCACCCAAACAUCUUCCGCAACUCCAACACUAAUAGCGCUGCUCUGCCAGUGAGCUACCAGGGUUACCCCAGCCUCCAAGGGGUCAAGUCUUCAGUAAGGAUAAGAGACAGUGCAGAGAACCUUGGACUGAGUCCAAGUCCUGACAAAAAUCAAACUGGGGAUUCAUCUGCACAUCCAGACUGGGAAGAGGAUGUGUUCCCUGGAUCUUCAAAAAACAACACAAUCAAGGCUUCUACAAAGCUCUUCCUCUUCCAUCGGCUGAAAAGCAAGAAGCAGAAGAACCCCAAAUCCUCUCCCAAAUACCAGCAUGAAAACCGCACCGAGCACUCGGCUCCUGAGCAGGAAGCACUGGUGUCUAAGCCUGGAUCACGGGACACGAUUGGAGAGGAUGGCUUUUUCGACCUCCUCUCUCGUUUCCAGGGCAGCAGAAUGGACGAUCAAAGGUGCUCCCCACUGGAUGGCCAGAGCCAUCUCACUGCUCCUCCCUCUCCCUCCUCCACCCCACCUGUAGCUGAAAGGAAACCUAUUUCGGAGUGCGAAACACCGUUGCAGGAUCCUGGUCAUUUCCUGGAGCAGCUGGCCAGCUCCCAGGCCCGUCGGCUGGACGACCAACGAGUGAGCCUGAGCCGUUUUCCUGGCUUACGACUCAGCACCUCCAACCCGCCUCGUACACCCUCCACCUCCAGCACAGAUCAAGUCCCCCCACAAGCCCCGAUCUCCAGCACAAAUACGGCUCACAUACCCUCCCUGUACAGUCAAAUCGAGGCCAGCACUGAGCAGCCUGAAGGGGAUGACGUCUUCUUCGACAUGCUAGUUAAGUGCCAGGGCUCCCGACUGAACGACCAGAGGUGUGCCGCUCCGCCUUUUAAAACUAAGGGACCAACUGUUCCAGACGAAGAUUUUUUCAGUCUCAUCCUGCGUUCCCAGUCCAACAGGAUGGAGGAGCAGCGAGUCCUGCCGCCUCCUGGCGUAACCCAAUCAAAACCAGACUGACUCCUUGAGUGAAAAACCUCUGAGGAUACAAGAUGAAGUGACCAAGCUUCCUUUUUUAUCAAGUUGUUGUUUUUGGAACCCCAAUACUUGUGCAAGAGACACUAUAAAGGAAUCAAACAUUACGGAACUGGUUACUGCGACUGUAAACAUAGGAAUGUAGGUGUUCAAGAUGGACGGACGGACUUGUUUUAAGAUGUCUGACAGCAUCUCUUAGUAGUCCCCCAUGCUGGGUGUUUUAAUCAAAGACCUCUCACAGUGGCGUCUGCAUCGUGUUGUCUGGACUCAAGGACAUAAGCCAAACUGAAGGGAUUUCCGCUUAAUGAUGAUGGACAAAAAAAGAUAAUAUAUGAACCUAUCUCAAGCAAAUUGGAACAUUGCAGUACAUCUUGGCUUGAAUCGAUCUUACCAACAAUAACUCGGUAUCAAAUCUUCUCUUGGGAAAUAAAAGGUCCACAUCCACCGCUACUACUGCAGUAGUGACUAUUUGAGACAUUUAUCGGCCUCCCAAUAUUGCUUCUCUAGACCUGUAUGGGCGGAGUUAUUGCCAUGACCAGAAAUGGGAAUUUAAUUUUUUGCAACGUUUUACAAGGAAUGAAUUAAUGUGAGGGGAAAAAUGUAAUUUUGGCUUUUGUAUUGGAAC
This is a messenger RNA of Anarrhichthys ocellatus (wolf-eel), 2858 nucleotides long. RefSeq names its product G-protein-signaling modulator 2-like. The record is from RefSeq and is a predicted model, not a curated record. Gene Ontology annotation, cellular component: cell cortex. Bases 143 to 2218 code for a protein of 691 amino acids. Gene Ontology annotation, biological process: establishment of mitotic spindle orientation. Gene Ontology annotation, molecular function: GDP-dissociation inhibitor activity; G-protein alpha-subunit binding. NCBI's taxonomy places the organism in Eukaryota, Metazoa, Chordata, Actinopteri, Perciformes, Anarhichadidae. The transcript is spliced from 15 exons.